GCGAGAUAAGGCUGAGAACUAAAGAUGCCCUGUAUGUUAUCAUUCCAGCCUCUCGCAGUGGAGAACAUGGAGAAAUAUGUGAGGCUGAAGUUCCGUGAGGAUGAGACGCAAGUGUUGGUGAGAGAUUUGGAAUCUCUCUGUCAAGCGGUCAGGCACGAAUUCGGUCUCCACUGCCAGACCUUCCACCUCUUCUAUCCUGAUGGAGAAUCCCAUCCAUUGACAACCUUAGAGGCCUUGAAGAACGCCUCAGAUCCAGUCGUGCGCGUCAUAGUGGAUGAACCCCUUCCAAAGACCAGAUCUAUUGCGCCGGCAUCCACCAACCAUGGGACGCCAGGGGAAGGAGGGAAAACGAAGGAAAGAGCGAUCGUGACCCUGAAGGAAAGAUGGAAGAUUGUGGAGAAGAAAAAUGGGAUGCAAAUCCAUGGCAUCCCGACCAAGAUUACCAGCUUAAGGGACCAGGAAUUUGGGAGGCUCCGAAUUUCUGAGAUCGGAGAGUCUCCCAUUCCAGGGCGAUACUCCCCGGGCAAGGUCCUCUUCCUAAUCGGAGCCACAGGCGCAGGAAAGACGACGUUGAUGAGCGCGAUGGUAAACUAUGUUUUGGGCGUGAAAUGGGAAGACGACUUCAGACUCCGCCUGAUGAACACCGAUGAACGAGAAGAGGACCCAACAUCGAGUCAGACAGACUCCAUUACGGCCUACACCAUACAUCCCCUGGCUGAGAACGAAAACGUCAUGCAGACUCCAUCCAGUAUAACCCUAGUGGACACACCGGGGUUUUUGGACACACGGGGCCUGAAAGAAGACCGAACCUUGAUCCGACACAUUCACAGGUUCUUCACCAGAUGUGUGGACUGCCUCCACAGGAUCGGGAUCGUGAUCCCGGCCACCACGACCCGUCUUACUGCUUCCCAGAGAUUCCUAUACGAUCAAAUACUCUCUCUGUUCGGUCAAGAUGUGAAAAACCGUUUCGUUCUCCUGUCCACGUUUGCAGACCACGCCGAACCUCCAAACCUGAUAGCUGUGAUGCAGUCUGGGAUAUCGUACCGAAGUUCGUAUCAGUUCAACGCUGGGUGUUUAUACUCGAAAAGCCAGGGGAAAUCUGGGAUGCAAGAGUUGCUGUGGAGAAUGACCAUGGACAACUUGCAGCUACUUCUCAAGGAUCUACUCUCUUCGGAUCCCAUUGGCCUGGAACUCACCCGCGAGGUUUUAGUGAAUAGAGAAGUGUUGGAAAAGGCUAUUGUGAGACUCCAAAGGGAAGUCAGUCUCGGGUUACACAAUGAUGUAUCUCGCACUCCUCCACUUUCAGGCAUGUCGAAGCUGGAAGAUCUAAAAUGCAGAUACGAAGCCAUAAGGCAACACAGGAAGAGGAGGGAGGCUGAGAAGGCUUCUAUGUUACAAGUGGCUCACGACUUCAAAGUGAAACAGUUGCAAGUUUAUAACCUCCUCCGUCGAGCCCAUCAGAGCUUGCAGCGACUGGACGAGAUCGCCCUGAAGCGUGACCCCCUCACAUUGGUCAACUUCAUCGAUCUUCUCCUCCAGAACGAGAAGAAUGAGAAACGUCCCGGUUGGGAAGUUAAAGUUGGCGCCUUGCGGAACUACAGGGCAGCGGCAUUCUGGAUGGCCUCGUUGAAGACCUCUGGCACUGACGUGGAUCCCUUCAAGCAUGAACUGGGGAAGUUGGAGGCUGCCGGGCUAAAGAUGGUCUCAUCCAAUGACACGGAAUCAAUUUCCUUGGAAUUCCUCGAUACUCCAAAGGGAUUUCUGCAGUCCAUCAGAUCACUACUCUCUCGAAAAUAA
Messenger RNA from Darwinula stevensoni, 1797 nucleotides. The record is from the annotation of a GenBank genome assembly. NCBI's taxonomy places the organism in Eukaryota, Metazoa, Arthropoda, Ostracoda, Podocopida, Darwinulidae.